This is a messenger RNA of Drosophila obscura, 1005 nucleotides long. RefSeq lists its product as uncharacterized. The transcript is spliced from 4 exons. Bases 138 to 905 code for a protein of 255 amino acids. The record is from RefSeq and is a predicted model, not a curated record. NCBI's taxonomy places the organism in Eukaryota, Metazoa, Arthropoda, Insecta, Diptera, Drosophilidae.
AAUGUGCAGCGUUGUGCUAAUUUCGAGAAUAAAAUAGCUCGACUUGUUGAGUGAGAGAUUCAGUUGCUCGCAAACGUUCUAGCCGCAAGUUUGGACAGCCGAUCAGGCAUAGAAAGGAUACAAAAUAGUUCAUCAGAAUGCAUUUCACUAUUGGAUUAAUGUGCCUGAUGGCUUUGGGAGUCAAUGCAGCACCCUCUCCCGCUGAUAGUAGCAAAUACUUUACGGCGAAAGAUUUGCCGAAAUGCUCAACGAACGAGGACCAGCUUGGGGAGUGCAUCAAGCAGAUAUUUAAUACGAUGACGCCGCGUCUCAAGGAUGGCAAUCCCGACCUGAAAAUUCCGCCCUAUGAGCCCUUCCACCUUAAUCGCACAAGUUUCCAGUACUCAAGUGGCACUGUCAACGGCCGCAUCACCGUGCGGAAUGCCAAGAUCUACGGAUUCGCGUCCAACACCGCCAAAGAUGUGAGCAUCAAGGUCGAUGGCGACAAAGUCAGGAUGCGCCUGAUCACCUACAUGCCGACGAUGAAAAUUAUAGGCAGCUACAAGGCCGACAUGCAGGUGAAUCAGCUCCAGCUGAAGCCCAAAGGCGAAUUCAACGUAACGCUGAAGGAUGUGGAGACGACGACGCUAACUGAGGGUGAGAUCUACAGGAAGGAUGGUCAUCGGUUCCUGCGCCUCAGCCGCAUCGAUACAAAGCCAAAGAUUGGAGAUUUAAAAAUCAAAGCCAAUGGAAUUUUCGCAGAUCCAGAACUGGAUGAACUAGCUCUCAAUGUCGCCAAUCAAUAUUGGCGCGAUAUCUAUGGAAUAAUGCUGCCUGAGACGCGUCAGUAUUGGCAGCCCCUCAUACUGCGCAUGUUCAACGAGUCUUUAGAACUGGUUCCCAUCGAUCAGUUUAUCGAGGAGUAGUUCAAUUAUUUAUAGAUUUACAAUUUGUGAUGAUGGCUUUAUAGUGCAUAUAAAUGAUUUCAUUGCAUUAGGUGAAAUUAAAUGAUAAUUGUUGUAUGUA